This is a messenger RNA of Diaporthe citri, 957 nucleotides long. RefSeq lists its product as uncharacterized. Lineage: Eukaryota; Fungi; Ascomycota; Sordariomycetes; Diaporthales; Diaporthaceae. The transcript has a single exon. The coding region runs from base 1 to 957 and encodes 318 amino acids. Gene Ontology annotation, molecular function: protein binding. The record is from RefSeq and is a predicted model, not a curated record.
AUGCGUUCGUUCACUAAACUUGCUACGCUUCUCCCAUUGGUCCUCGCCCGCCCCCAGGCACUCGGAGAUGGGGUGUCAAACUUGGCACGGGAUUACACGACGGUCCUAAAUUUCGCCAAGAAAGUCACGGUAGACCCAAACGGCAUCGUCAAGAACUGGAAUGGCACCGACGUUUGCCAAUUCGAGGGCUUCACUUGCACCGACAACCCAUUCACCGGGCAACGGGCACUGGCUGGGGUUGACCUCAAUGGCGCACUGUUAGCGGGUGAUCGGCUGACGCUCGGCGGCUUUCUCGACAAACUCACCGACAUCACAUUCUUCCACGCCAACUCCAACGGCUUUAUCGGACAGAUUCCUGACGACCUUUCGAGCCUACACUGGUUGUACGAGUUGGACCUUAGCAACAACAAACUCUCUGGCCCAUUCCCGUCUGGGGUCUUGACCGCUACAAAUCUGACUUUUGUGGACCUGAGGUUCAACCAGUUCAGCGGCGAGCUACCCGCCGAGAUCUUCGAGAUGGAUCUCGACGUGCUCUUUCUCAAUGACAACGCCUUCUCGGGACUGAUCCCAGACACCAUUGGGUCAACGCCGGCCCGAUACCUGACUCUCGCCAACAACAAGUUUCAGGGACGCAUUCCCACUACCAUCGGUGGCGCCAAGAAUCUGGAGGAGGUGGUCUUAUCUGGCAAUCAGAUCUCAUCGCCCCUCCCGGCCGAACUCGCGUCCAUCAAGAACCUGACUCUACUGGAUCUCAGUGACAACCAACUAGCUGGUCAGGUGCCGGAAAUUCUCUGCCAGAUCCCUACCCUGCAGCUCUUCAACGUUUCGAACAACUUCUUCAGCAAACCCCUGGGCCCGGCGUGUAAGGAAUUGCUCGCCAAAGAGAUUUUGGAUGUCUCCACCAAUUGCGUUGAAGGUGCCAAGGACCAGAAGACGGAUUGUUCUGGAGUCUAUUGA